ACACCAGGGAGGAAACUCCAAAUCAGGCUGAUUACUUGAUGUGCUGCCGGGAGAGCAGCAUUCCUCGAUGCACCCUGGAUUCAUGUUUUGGUAUUAAUGGCAUGUGAAGUGAAGAGAAUAAGUGAGUUUUCUGACAAACAGACGGAUACGAAGCAGAGCAGCGAUGGCCGUCGAAAACGUGAGUGUGGUCUUCAAGCUGUACUGCCUGACGGUGAUGACACUGGUGGCAGCGACGUACACAGUGGCACUACGGUACACGAGGACCAUCUCAUCAGGAGACUUGUACUUCUCCACUACUGCAGUGUGCAUCACGGAGGUCAUUAAAUUAAUACUAAGUUUGGGGAUGCUGGCAAAAGAAACGGGAAGCCUCAGCAGACUCAAGAACGCCAUAGAGGAACACGUCUUCUUCAGCCCCAGAGAACUGCUGAAGCUAAGCGUACCCUCAGUAGUGUAUGCCAUUCAGAAUAACAUGGCCUUCAUCGCCCUGAGCAACCUCGAUGCAGCAGUUUAUCAGGUGACCUAUCAGCUGAAGAUCCCAUGCACGGCCUUGUGUACAGUCCUCAUGCUGAACCGCUCUCUCAGCUGGCUGCAGUGGUUCUCUGUCUUCAUGCUCUGUGGAGGCGUCACACUCGUCCAGUGGAAGCCCGUUGAAGCCACUAAAGUUCAGAUUGCGCAGAAUCCCUUUCUUGGGUUUGUUGCCAUCGCUAUUGCUGUCCUUUGCUCUGGAUUUGCAGGUGUGUACUUUGAGAAGGUGUUGAAGAGCUCAGACACGUCUCUGUGGGUAAGAAACAUUCAGAUGUACCUGUCCGGCAUUGUGGUCACCCUGAUUGGUGUUUACUUGAACGAUGGAGACAACGUCCUGGAGAAAGGCUUCUUUUUCGGUUACACACCCUGGGUGUGCUUUGUUGUAUUCCUGGCCAGUGUAGGCGGUCUGUACACAUCGGUGGUGGUGAAAUAUACAGACAAUAUUAUGAAGGGCUUCUCUGCUGCAGCUGCUAUUGUUCUUUCAACAGUGGCGUCUGUCAUCUUGUUUGGACUAAAGAUAACGAUCACAUUUUCCUCUGGAGCCCUCCUCGUGUGCAUUUCAAUCUACCUGUAUGGACUUCCAAAGCAAGACACAUCUAAAGUGGUCCGAGAAGACACAGACAGGGAAUCCAAACAGAAACUGAUCACUGUGUGAGUCUCUGACUUGCAGCAGUGGAGUCUUUGCGCUGGAGGGCCAGGUGUGAUUUGGGGUCGUGUUUUCUGACAAGUAAACGAGUUCAUGCACUGUGGAAGUAUUCGGGAGCAACUCCUGCCGUUUUACAGAAGAACACUAAGUUUGUUGGGCUCUGUGUUCCCUUCAUGAAUGAAUGACAGCUUCAGUUCCACUUUAAAGGUGGAGUACACGAUUCUAGUCAAAUACACUUCAGUGAAUAUCUUAUCCAAUCCUUAAGUGUAUGCAUUGAAAUGAACUUGAUUCCUACACAGACCUGGCUCUAUAGGUGGGAAACAAAUAAAAGUGGCUUUGACUGAUCCACACUACAUAUUUCUAGCAUUUCCUGUGCAUCUUCCCACUUGUACACCUUCAUACUCAGCCCCUGAAAAGGGAAGGGGAGGAGAGAUGGUGCAUCUGGCACAUGCUAUUUAAAUAUGUAAUCUAAAUAUCAAGAUUCUUUUUCCAGAAUCGCAGACUCCACCUUUAAUGUGGGCUCGCUCCUGCUUCCACCCACGUAAGACUGGUGACAGUACUAUGAACUUCCAGAUAAUUUGAAGAAGUCUUGAUGGUUUUAAAGCCAGAUUCAAACAAUCAUUCAGUUGACAUGACAAACCAUUUCUUUCCAACUGGCCGUUUUAGCUAGUUGCUUGUGAAGUCUGUAAAUAAGCUGAAGCAAUUGAAGGAGGCCUGGAAUUGAACUUCAGCCAUGCUGGAGCAAUAAGUAACAGGACUUUGUUACUCUUACUUCAAAGCCUCUGUAUAUCCGUCAUAGGGGGCGUGUAAUUACCACAACUCCUUAUCAUGGAGUUUUAUUUUGUUUGGUUUUUUUUCAAUCAGUAACUUUUUUUUUUUUUUAAACGGUGAAAUGUGUCUUUGGUCCAAAUCACAUAGUGCUAUUUCUGAAUGUGCCCAAUUCACAGGAGGAGACACUUGAAAGAAUGACUGCAUGUGGGAGUAUAUGUUAUUAUCUCUCCAGUGUCUUGUAUAUUUUGUAUCAGUUCUAUGUUGCAUUGUGUUUUAAACACUAUUUUGAAGCUUUUAUUAAAACUGAGAAGAACUAUGGAAAAAAAAAA
This is a messenger RNA of Stegastes partitus (bicolor damselfish), 2271 nucleotides long. RefSeq names its product solute carrier family 35 member A1 (gene slc35a1). The record is from RefSeq and is a predicted model, not a curated record. Gene Ontology annotation, molecular function: pyrimidine nucleotide-sugar transmembrane transporter activity. The transcript has 8 exons. NCBI's taxonomy places the organism in Eukaryota, Metazoa, Chordata, Actinopteri, Pomacentridae. Bases 164 to 1180 code for a protein of 338 amino acids. Gene Ontology annotation, cellular component: Golgi membrane. Gene Ontology annotation, biological process: pyrimidine nucleotide-sugar transmembrane transport.